AGGGCGAGCUGGGCCCGCCUCGGCCGCCGCCGCCGCCGCCGCCGCCGCCGCCGCCGCCGCCGCCAGGGAAUAAUCUGGGCGGCAGCGGGCGGCCCCCGCUAGCGGCCACGAGCCACUUCUGCGGGUGCCGGGAGGAGCUAAGGCUGCGGGUCUCGAGUCGUCCCCCUCUCCGCCCCCCCGGAGGGGCGUGAGGGAGCCGCGGCUGAUGUCAGGAAAUUUUAUAGGAUAGCUGAGUGGGACAUAUAUACUCUUCACCCAUGAAGGCCUACCUUUCUGAACCUUAGAAUGCAGUUAAGAUAGAGCAAAGGAAAAAUACACUUUCGGGAAAUGGCCUCUAAAUCUUGGGUGAAUUUUUUAACCUUCCUUUGUGGAUCAGCAAUUGGAUUUGUUUUAUGUUCUCAGCUAUUUAGUAUUUUGUUGGGAGAACAGAGUGAUACCCAGCCCAAUAUUCUUCAUAAUGAUCCUCAUGCUAGGCAUUCAGAUGAUAAUGGACAGAAUCAUCUAGAAGGACAGAUGAACUUCAAUGCAGAUUCUAGCCAACAUAAAGAUGAGAACACAGACAUCGCUGAAAACCUCUAUCAGAAGGUUAAAAUUCUUUGCUGGGUUAUGACAGGGCCUCAAAAUCUAGAGAAAAAGGCCAAACACGUCAAAGCUACAUGGGCCCAGCGUUGUAAUAAAGUGUUAUUUAUGAGUUCCGAAGAAAAUAAAGACUUCCCUGCUGUGGGAUUAAAAACCAGAGAAGGCAGAGACCAACUGUACUGGAAAACAAUUAAAGCUUUUCAGUAUGUUCAUGAUCAUUAUUUAGAAGAUGCUGAUUGGUUUAUGAAAGCAGAUGACGAUACGUAUGUUAUACUAGAUAAUUUAAGAUGGCUUCUCUCAAAAUACAACCCUGAAGAACCCAUUUACUUUGGGAGAAGAUUUAAGCCCUAUGUAAGACAGGGCUACAUGAGUGGAGGAGCAGGAUAUGUACUGAGCAAAGAAGCCUUGAGGAGAUUUGUUGAUGCAUUUAAAACAGACAAAUGUACACACAGUUCCUCCAUUGAAGACUUAGCUUUGGGGAGAUGCAUGGAAAUUAUAAAUGUAGAAGCAGGAGACUCCAGAGAUACCACUGGAAAAGAAACUUUUCAUCCUUUUGUACCAGAACACCACUUAAUCAAGGGUUAUCUACCUAGAACCUUUUGGUACUGGAAUUAUAACUAUUAUCCUCCUGUAGAGGGUCCUGGUUGCUGUUCUGAUCUCGCAGUUUCAUUUCACUAUGUUGAUCCUACAACUAUGUAUGAGUUAGAAUACCUCGUUUAUCAUCUUCGUCCAUAUGGUUAUUUAUACAGAUAUCAACCUGCCUUACCUGAGAAUAUACUAAAAGAAAAAAGUCGAGCGUACAAAAAUGAAGAUCCAAAAGUACAAUGAGAACCCUUGAAAGAAAAACAUAAAUGAAGAGGUAAAAUGUCUAACAUUGCACUGAAGAACAACUACAUUUCUGAUACAGAACACUGGAAUCCCAGUGAGGAAUUCUUCCUAAGUGAAUAUUCCAUAUUAGAGAAAUCUUUCAUAUGAAUGACUGUAAACUGAAGCUUUAAGUGAGCUGUGAAGUCUGUUAAAAUGUGUUUUGAUACAUAUAUAUAUAUGUGUGUGUGUGUGUGUG
Messenger RNA from Nyctereutes procyonoides (raccoon dog), 1642 nucleotides. RefSeq names its product core 1 synthase, glycoprotein-N-acetylgalactosamine 3-beta-galactosyltransferase 1 (gene C1GALT1). Gene Ontology annotation, molecular function: N-acetylgalactosaminide beta-1,3-galactosyltransferase activity. Lineage: Eukaryota; Metazoa; Chordata; Mammalia; Carnivora; Canidae. The record is from RefSeq and is a predicted model, not a curated record. The transcript has 5 exons. Gene Ontology annotation, cellular component: membrane. Bases 328 to 1407 code for a protein of 359 amino acids.